Molecule: messenger RNA, 5001 nt
Organism: Drosophila obscura
Lineage: Eukaryota; Metazoa; Arthropoda; Insecta; Diptera; Drosophilidae
Product: acetylcholinesterase
Exons: 10
Coding region: 1423-3348 (641 amino acids)
Biological process (GO): acetylcholine catabolic process in synaptic cleft; choline metabolic process
Cellular component (GO): plasma membrane
Molecular function (GO): acetylcholinesterase activity
Source: RefSeq, a predicted model, not a curated record
AAAUUCAGAAUAGUUCGGCUCAUAUAUUCCACAAAAAAUAUCAAAUAUUAAAUACUUUCGCGAAGAAAAAAAUCAACUAAAAAAAAUUAUACAAAUCUAUACAUGAGUUUAUAUUCAACAUCCGUGUCCAUGAUGCUUCAAGCUUCGUGCUUUGAGCAGCAGGGAACCACGUAGCGCGUUGCCAGCCACUCUCAAGCGGCAGUAGUUUUCAGUGCGCAAAAUACAAGCGAAUUUCAGAUAAAGCAAGGAGAACAGAACGCAAGAAGAAAGCAGGCAACAGCAUAAAGUAAAGUAAAGUAAAGCAAAACGAAGACUUCCAAUUCCAUUUUCAAAAGGAGAGCCACAGGCACCAGCGCCAUCACCAGAACCAGAGUGUUUCUCUUUCUGCCUUUGUGUUGGCCAGCUCUCAAACAAACACACAUACAUAUAUACAUAUGUAGUUGUAUAUGUAAAUGUAGAUGCCUGCAUGCAUAUGGCAUAACAUAGGCAGAGAAAGAUAUUCAUUAGCUGAAUAUUUUCGAAUCCUUCUGUGCAAGUGAAGUGCAACCGAAACAAAUCUCUCCUAUUACUACAUAGUACGACAUAUAUCUUGCAGUUUUAGAGAUAUUGGAAAUAUUUGAGAAAAAGUAACGCAAACAGUGACAUGUUGUGAGAGUGGAGUGAAAUAUCUUCAGCAUUUACAGCUGGUACCAGCUACAGCCCACAGAGUUUAAACACAAAGAGGAGCAGAAAGCAGGAGACCACCAGACCACACCGGAACGAAACGGAAAGGGAAAGGGAAAGAAGGAGAAACCCGAGAAGAGCCAAGCCGAGCAGAGCUGAGGGCAGGCACAGGAAGCCAGCUGCAAAAGUGCAACAGCUGCACAAAGCCAUACACCCCCGACACCCCUAAGGCUGUACAACUCCGCACUCGAAGAACUCAGUCGCCUGUUCCCAGACCCCAGUCCCAGUCCCGUGCCCAGUCCUAGGCCAGGCCCAAGGGAGACCGAGCAAACGGCUUUGGAAGAAUGUUUAGUGCAAGACACAUACGGCAGCUUCAAGUGGCAACUGUGGCAGCAGCAGCAGCACCAGCAGCAGCAGCAGCAAGCACAACCGGAUAAUAGUCCUUCGGCAAUUGUAGUCCGUUCGCCGAUGGUUGCUGGUAGUGCAGUAGUGCAGAUGUAGCAGAGAGCAACAGUCGAGUCGCCAGCAUUCAGAGGAAUACCAAAACCAAAUCCGCCAAAUCCCAGCAACCGCAACUUAAACCGGAGACAUAGACCGUAAGCUGCAAUCGCUAAGCCGUAAGCCGUGAGCCGCAGACGUAAUCAGAGCCAACUGCUAGCCGGAGCCCCAAAGCCAUUUGCAGUGACGUCACAGCGUCAAUUAGGACACCGCAUCGCGCGAAUUGCGCAUCCGCUUCCGGCCCUGCCGCGCAUCCGCGUCAUGGCCGCCUCCCUUCAGCACAGCCUCCCCUAUGCGCUGGCCGCGGCGCUGCUGAUACUUUCGCUGCACCUGAACGGCGUCUGCGGCGUCAUCGAUCGCCUGGUGGUGCAGACAUCGUCGGGUCCGGUGCGCGGCCGCUCGGUGACGGUGCAGGGGCGCGAGGUGCACGUCUAUACGGGCAUCCCCUACGCCAAGCCGCCAGUCGAGGACCUGCGCUUUCGCAAACCGGUACCGGCGGAGCCCUGGCACGGCGUCCUAGACGCCACUCGUCUAUCUGCGACCUGCGUCCAAGAGCGCUACGAAUACUUUCCGGGCUUCUCCGGCGAGGAGAUCUGGAACCCCAACACAAAUGUAUCCGAGGAUUGCCUGUACAUCAACGUUUGGGCGCCGGCCAAGGCGCGUCUACGCCACGGAAGAGGCGCCAAUGGUGCCGAGCACUCGGGCGCCAAGCCGGUGGACACGGACCACCUCAUCCACAAUGGCAACCCCCAGAACACGACCAAUGGAUUGCCCAUUCUGAUCUGGAUCUACGGCGGCGGGUUCAUGACCGGCUCGGCCACCCUGGAGAUAUACAAUGCGGAUAUCAUGGCGGCCGUGGGGAAUGUGAUAGUGGCGUCCUUCCAGUAUCGAGUGGGGGCCUUUGGGUUUCUGCAUCUGGCGCCAGAAAUGCCGGCAGACUUUGCCGAGGAGGCACCCGGCAAUGUGGGGCUCUGGGACCAGGCGCUGGCCAUCCGCUGGCUGAAGGACAAUGCGCACGCCUUUGGCGGCAAUCCCGAAUGGAUGACCCUGUUCGGUGAGUCGGCGGGCUCCAGUUCGGUGAACGCCCAACUGAUGUCGCCCGUGACGCGGGGCGUGGUCAAGCGGGGCAUGAUGCAGUCGGGCACCAUGAACGCGCCCUGGAGCCACAUGACCUCCGAGAAGGCCGUGGAGAUCGGCAAGGCGCUGAUCAACGACUGCAACUGCAAUGCCUCCAUGCUGAAGACCAAUCCCGCUCACGUGAUGAGCUGCAUGCGUGGCGUGGACGCCAAGACAAUUUCGGUGCAGCAAUGGAACUCGUACUCCGGCAUCCUCAGCUUCCCAUCGGCUCCAACCAUAGACGGGGCCUUCCUGCCCGCUGAUCCCAUGACCCUGAUGAAGACGGCGGAUCUCAAGGACUAUGACAUACUAAUGGGAAAUGUCAGGGAUGAGGGUACCUACUUCUUGCUGUACGAUUUCAUCGAUUACUUCGAUAAGGACGAUGCCACCGCCCUGCCCCGCGACAAGUAUCUGGAGAUAAUGAACAACAUUUUCGGCAAGGCAACGCAGGCGGAGCGCGAGGCCAUCAUAUUCCAGUACACCAGCUGGGAGGGCAAUCCGGGCUAUCAGAACCAGAACCAAAUCGGACGCGCCGUGGGCGAUCACUUCUUCACCUGCCCCACCAACGCGUAUGCCCAGGCGCUAGCCGAGCGAGGCGCCUCCGUGCACUACUACUAUUUUACACAUCGCACAAGCACCUCGCUGUGGGGCGAGUGGAUGGGCGUGCUGCACGGCGACGAGAUUGAGUACUUCUUUGGCCAGCCGCUGAACAACUCUCUGCAGUAUCGACCUGUGGAGCGCGAAUUGGGCAAGCGUAUGCUCAGUGCGGUCAUCGAGUUUGCCAAGUCCGGCAACCCCGCACAAGAUGGCGAGGAGUGGCCCAACUUCUCCAAGGAGGAUCCCGUCUACUACAUAUUCAGCACGGAUGACAAGAUCGAGAAACUGGCACGCGGCCCCUUGGCGGCCCGCUGUUCCUUCUGGAACGACUACUUACCGAAAGUCAGGAGUUGGGCAGGUGCAGGUUGCGAUGGCGACUCGGGAAGUGCUUCCAUAUAUCCCAGGCUGCAGCUCCUGUUGCUGGCUGGACUGCUCUUCAUUGGUGCCGCCUUGAGAACCAAAGGAGUUUUCUAAAAGAAAACCACUUCGGGCAGUACCCACACAAAUACACACACACAAAAUCACAGCCACACACACACACACACACACACAACACACAAAACCAACUCACACUUAAAAUUAAAACACAUAUAUUAAUAAAAAAUGUAGCAAGCGGAAAGAAAAAGCCCGAAAAUGUUUAUGUAAAAGUAGCACCCGGAAACGCAGCAGAUUGUGCAGCAGAUUUGAUAAAACGGAACCUAGUAGAAUCGGCUAGAGCCGAUCCAUGGAUUGAUUACAUGGCAAUUGCCAUUGCUGAACAUUUGUAAAUUGAAAAAAAAAAUUAGAGCGCUCUCUGCACCCCCCAGAAGAAGCCAGCUUAAUUUUGCAUAUCACACGAGCGUCUGCCGACUGCGGCAGAGAGGCCCGUGGAGAGGCCGGGCCCAACCAAAUUGUUUUUGUGUAGUAGGACGCUAAAUUGCUUGAUUUGUAGGAACCUGGCCCAGAGACGACGCGCACGCACCGAGCCAGUCUCCAGUCUCCAAAACAGAACUUUUGAUAAUUGAAAAUGUUUGUCCUGCCCCUGUGCUGGGGGCAGCCUGAAUAUGUUUACAUAGACCGAAUGGACUUGACUUCCAUUUCCAUUCGCUUGUUCGACAAACAAAACCAAGACACUUUUUGCCAGAGGGCGUGCGAGCCACAGUCACGCCCACACCCCAUCUUGAGCGCAUUUAAUGGCACAAUUUUUUGCUUUCAGUUCGGAGGAGUCCUUGUCGCCUAACGAUAUUUGGCCAAAAUUGCAUUGGUUUCAUAUUAGGUUGAGGGGUGUCACUUGAUUUCGAUUUGCUUUCCCAGGGAAACCACAAAAAUUUGUAAGCACCCAAGAUUCUUAUGAGAACAACCAAGUGGAAAUUUUUGGAAAAAGAAAAAAACCAAACUAAACACACACACACACAGACACAUUUGUAUUGUACAAACGAUUGGCGUUGGUUUAUCAGAAGAACAAAUGAAAAUGAAAUUAAUGGGUAGAUGAGAUAGAUGAGAUAAAUGAGACCCAACCCAAGUCCAGCACAACCCAAACAAAUUUUUUGCGAAAUUAACAAAAAACCAAGCAAAUUGAUAAAUUGUAAUAGAGGAUCGAUCACAAAGGAAGUUUAGCUUAGGACGGGAUAGAGGAAAUAUUUAUAUGGCAAAACAUAUCAGUAUAUUAUAUAUAUAUAUAUACAAAAACCAAAAACAAAAAAACAAAACAAAAUAUAUAUACACGGAAUAUUGUAUUUGUACUAAACGUUUUACAAAUUGGCUUAGUGACAACUGGUGGAGAGGAGAAAUUAAAAAACUAAAUAAAUAAAUAAUUGGAGCGAAGAGGAGAGUAAUGGUAAUUAGAUAUUUUAUACACUUAGUGAAAUUGGAUCAAUGAGUAAACAAAAACCAAAAACAAAAAAACCAAAAACAAAAAAUGUAUUGUAUAAUGAGAAACAGUGUACUUGGUAUGUCUAUAUCUAUAAAUAAAUAUUGUUCAAAAGUAAAUCAAGAAAGAUAAAAUGAUAGAUCAUUGUCAAAACCCUAGAGUUCAGUGUGUGUCGCAGACUAAUGAUAGCUAAUGAGCAAACCGUAAUCGUAAAUGUAAUAUGUAAUCGUAACCGUAAUCUGUAAUCUGUAAUCGUAUUAAAGGCAUAUCAAUAUGUA